This is a messenger RNA of Otolemur garnettii (small-eared galago), 2692 nucleotides long. It is a transcript of the gene DPP3, whose product is annotated as dipeptidyl peptidase 3. The record is from RefSeq and is a predicted model, not a curated record. Gene Ontology annotation, biological process: proteolysis. Gene Ontology annotation, cellular component: cytoplasm. Bases 14 to 2287 code for a protein of 757 amino acids. The transcript has 18 exons. Gene Ontology annotation, molecular function: dipeptidyl-peptidase activity; metalloexopeptidase activity. Lineage: Eukaryota; Metazoa; Chordata; Mammalia; Primates; Galagidae.
AGAGCCCCAAUGAAUGGGGGAGCCGGAAGCAGGAAGUGAGUUUGCGAACAGAGCAGCUGCUGGAGCAGAGCCCAUGGCGGACACCCAGUACAUCCUGCCCAAUGACAUCGGUGUAUCUAGCCUGGACUGCCGUGAGGCCUUCCGCCUGCUGUCACCCACAGAGCGCCUUUAUGCCCACCACCUAUCACGGGCCGCCUGGUACGGAGGCCUGGCUGUGCUGCUGCAGACGUCCCCUGAGGCCCCCUACAUCUAUGCCCUGCUCAGCCGCCUCUUCCGCGCCCAGGAUCCUGACCAACUGCGCCAAUAUGCCCUAGCUGAGGGCCUUACAGAGGAGGAGUAUCAGGCGUUCCUGGUCUAUGCUGCGGGUGUCUACUCCAACAUGGGCAACUAUAAAUCCUUUGGUGACACCAAGUUUGUUCCCAGCCUGCCCAAGGAGAAGCUGGAACGUGUGAUCCUGGGGAGUGAGGCCGCCCAGCAGGACCCAGAGGGCAUCAGAGGCCUCUGGCAGGCCUGCGGGAAGCUCAUGUUCUCUCUGGAGCCGAGGCUUCGACACCUCGGGCUGGGGAAUGAGGGAGUCACCACCUAUUUCUCUGGGGACUGUACCAUGGAAGAUGCCAAACUCGCUCAAGACUUUCUGGACUCACAGAACCUCAGUGCCUACAACACGAGGCUCUUCAAAGAGGUCGACCAGGAAGGCAAGCCCCAGUAUGAGGUGCGGCUGGCAUCCGUGCUUGGCACAGAGUCUGCCCUGGACUCUGAAGUGACUUCCAAGCUGAAGAGUUACGAAUUCCAGGGGAGCCAUUUCCGGGUGACCCGAGGGGACUAUGCUCCCAUCCUCCAGAAGGUGGUGGAGCAGCUGGAGAAAGCCAAGGCCUAUGCAGCCAGCAGCUGCCAGGAGCAGAUGCUGACCCAGUACGUGGAAAGCUUUACCCAGGGUUCCAUUGAGGCCCACAAGAGGGGCUCCCGCUUUUGGAUCCAGGACAAGGGGCCCAUAGUAGAAAGCUACAUAGGGUUCAUCGAAAGCUACCGCGACCCCUUUGGUUCCCGAGGAGAGUUUGAAGGCUUUGUGGCCAUGGUGAACAAGGCCAUGAGUGCCAAGUUUGAGCGGCUCGUGGCAAGUGCAGAGCAGCUGCUGAAGGAGCUGCCCUGGCCACCAGCCUUCGAGAAGGACAAAUUCCUCACCCCCGACUUCACCUCCUUGGAUGUUCUCACCUUUGCUGGAUCUGGCAUUCCUGCUGGCAUCAACAUCCCCAACUACGACGACCUAAGGCAGACCGAAGGCUUUAAGAAUGUGUCACUGGGGAAUGUGCUGGCUGUGGCCUAUACCACACAACGGGAGAAGCUAACCUUCCUGGAGGAUGAUGACAAGGACCUAUAUAUCCGGUGGAAGGGGCCUUCCUUUGACGUGCAGGUGGGGCUGCAUGAGCUACUGGGCCACGGUAGUGGCAAACUCUUUGUGCAGGACGAGAAGGGAGUGUUCAACUUUGACCAGGAGACAGUGAUCAACCCAGAGACGGGGGAGCAGAUUCAGAGCUGGUACCAGAGUGGGGAGACCUGGGACAGCAAGUUCAGCAACAUCGCCUCCAGCUAUGAAGAGUGCCGGGCCGAGAGCGUGGGCCUCUACCUCUGCCUGAACCCCCAAGUGCUGGAGAUCUUUGGCUUCGAGGGGGCUGAUGCAGAAGAUGUGAUCUAUGUGAAUUGGCUCAACAUGGUUCGGUCCGGGCUGCUUGCCCUAGAGUUCUAUACCCCUGAGGCCUCCAGCUGGAGACAGGCCCACAUGCAGGCCCGAUUUGUGAUCCUGAGGGUCUUGCUGGAGGCCGGCGAAGGACUUGUGACCGUCACUCCCACCACAGGCUCUGAUGGGAGACCUGAUGCCCGUGUCUGCCUGGACCGCAACAAGAUCCGGUCUGUGGGCAGGCCCGCCCUGGAGCGGUUUCUGCGGAGACUCCAGGUGCUGAAGUCUACAGGGGACGUGGCCAGAGGGCGGGCCCUGUACGAGGGGUAUGCUACAGUCACAGAUGCACCCCCUGAGUGCUUCCUCACACUCAGGGACACAGUGCUGCUGCGCAAGGAAUCUCGGAAACUCAUUGUUCAGCCCAAUACUCGCCUUGAAGGCUCCGAAGUGCAGCUUUUGGAAUACGAGGCCUCGGCAGCUGGCCUCAUCCGAUCCUUCUCCCAGCGCUUCCCAGAGGAUGGGCCUGAGUUGGAGGAGGUCCUCACCCAGCUGGCCACAGCUGAUGCCCGAUUCUGGAGAGGCCCUGGGAAGGCCCUGUCUGGCCAGGCUUGAGGAAGAUAUUUGUGGUCUCCUCUCCCUGCUCCAUCAAACCAAGGCUGCACGUGGCCCUCCAUUUGUGUGUGUAUUUAGGGGUGGGAGGUGGGGUGGCAGGAGCUCAGACCUUGGUGCUACCUCAGCUGAGGGUGGUGACACUGACCCCUGCCCUUUGUCAGCACUAUCCAGUUUACCAAGUGCUUCCUCUGUUAUCUCAUUCAUUCUGCACUUUGGUCUGUGGAGUGGGCAAGACGGGGUUCCCUGUCCUGUGUCCCAGAUGAGGAAAUGACAGUUUUGACAAGUGACUUGUCUGGAUUCCCCAGGUGGUAGUAACAAAAUCAGGGCUCAAACAUUCUCACCAAAUCCAAUGCUCUUCAUGUGUUACUUUUAUAACCAGAAAAGUAAAUAUUAGCAACAACCACA